Messenger RNA from Entamoeba invadens IP1, 507 nucleotides. RefSeq lists its product as hypothetical. The record is from RefSeq and is a predicted model, not a curated record. The transcript has a single exon. The coding region runs from base 1 to 507 and encodes 168 amino acids. Lineage: Eukaryota; Evosea; Mastigamoebida; Endamoebidae.
AUGGAUGUGAACUCCGUCGAAAUUUCGAUACCGGCGGACUCGACGGUAGAACAACUAGUGCAGGAAGUGACAAACGAAAUGCACAGAAAUGGGAUGCUUCUCCAGUUCACCGAAAUCCCACAACAGUUUGACAAGAUCACUGUAAGGGACUUUUUGAGUCGUGGGCUUUCCUUUGUCAUCAACGAAACAAUCGAAGGAAAAGCCCAGAAAAACAUUUCUCCGUUUCCUCAAAAAUUAGGAGAAAAGGUUGAAAAAGAAGACAAAGACGAUGUUGUCAUUUUUCAAACAGCACAAACCGAUGCACAAGAAGAAGGUUCAGAAGAUUACGGAUUCACAGGAACACCAGAGGUCUGGAAGCCCCAACAUACCAUUCAAAGCGAUUCAAAAGCACCAAAACCUCCAGUACUCGUUGCUGGAUCAGAAAAACCAAAGGAGGUAUUCACGUGUCAUAGUUGUAAAAUAAAGAAAGCAAUUGCAUUUCAAGUGCCCAGUCAACAAGCAGCAUAA